Messenger RNA from Metopolophium dirhodum (rose-grain aphid), 568 nucleotides. RefSeq lists its product as uncharacterized. The record is from RefSeq and is a predicted model, not a curated record. The transcript is spliced from 3 exons. The coding region runs from base 62 to 568 and encodes 168 amino acids. NCBI's taxonomy places the organism in Eukaryota, Metazoa, Arthropoda, Insecta, Hemiptera, Aphididae.
GCUUAUUUAUAUUACGAGUAUUUGAUAUUUUUUUAUUAUUAUAAUCUCCAACUGUUGAAAAAUGCCAAAGUGUUGUGUCAAAGAUUGUGGAUAUCGCAAUGAAUCCUUAUUUAGUGUGCCUAAAAAUUUAAAAAAUGAAUGGGAAAUAGCACUAAAUAUGAAUUUAAACCACAAUUCAAGGAUAUGUGCUACUCACUUAAAUCCAGAUGAUAUUAUUUCAACGUGGGAAUGUGGUGUUGGUGCGAGUAAAUAUUCUAUUUGUUUGAAAAGACCAAAGCUUAAAGCUGGUACAAUACCAGUUAAAAUAUUGAAAAUUAAUGAAGAUUUAAUUUUUUCAAACAAUGAUGUACAUUGUGUACAACAUGAUCAUACAUACUUCAAAUAUGAAAAUACACCUGAUUCUCAAUCAUAUGAAACUCAGCAUGCUGAGGGUAACUAUUUAUUAAAUUAUCGAUACUUAACUAGACAAAUGCAAAAUGUUUCAGAUAAUUCUUUAAAAGAGUUAUUAGCUAAUUCUGGUGUAAGUGAUAUACAGGGUGAACUUAUUAGACAUUUUUGCCACAGCUAA